AUGGAGACGUUCAGGGGUCAGUGGGUGAACGAGAGAGACGCAUGGCGGCUGAAGCAGGAGGAGUACAGGAAGCUGAGACGCGAAUGCCGGCCCUUGCAGGAACUUGGUUCCUUCACAGCCUCUUUCCCAUCUGCUCGUUCUCGCAGAACCUGGGACGCCCUGCCGUCGACAGCUGAAACGUCAGGAGACAUGCGAAGGCCACAAUCAGCGAUCGUAACGUCAGCAGGUGCAUCGAGAGUGAAGGGGAUGAGUGAAGGUCAAGUGGAGAAGGUGAGGAGACUUGCUAUUCGGCGCAAGGAGAAGAGACUGGUGGACAUGAACGGCAAAGGAAUGUUCGAGUCGAGCAUCAAUGAGGUCAGAGCAAGGUGCAUGGAGCAAGCAGAGAUCAAGAGCUGGUACAUACGGAUGACUGUGAACACAAGAAAGCGAAGGGUGCAGUUGGGAUGGGCGAGGAUGUGCAAGAGGCUGUUUGAGAAGGUCCGUUGGUCGUUUCUUGAUGACGCACACAAGAUGCAAGGGGGUGAUUUACUCGCCUCUAUCAUCGUGAGCUCUCAGUCGACAGCGAGUGGGAAGAAGAAGCUGAACGAGCUUGCUAACGCUCAGAGCAAGCUCGACAUCACAGACUACGAGCGACCUGAUAGCGCGGCUGUUCCUGAAACUCCUUCUAGGAAACAGAAGUUCUUGUUCGGGAACUACGUCGCAACCAACAACGUGGAUCUCGAUGCGUACUACAAGAGGAACGAACGGAUUUUACGGAAUCUGAAGGCGUCAGAGGGCGGCCGACAGGAUGGGCUAUACGAGGAAGCGAGCAGAGACAUGGCUGAAGGUGUCGAGACGUGGGCAUCACUGUUUCCCAACGAUGAGUUUCGCAUACAACAAGAAACUGCCCAGCUGGUGAGCCGACAGAAUGAGGAUGUUGACAAGGAGUUCAAGGAGAGGAGGAGGAAGUCGACGGCUGAAUGGAUGCUGAAGGAAAAGACGCUGACCUCUCAGGACCUCUUGCUGGAUGACCAUGUUUGCAACCUUCGACAACUUCACGAUCAGAAGGUCCGGCUGCAUGCUCAAGAUGGGAAGGGGCGACUGGCGGCCAUGGGGAAGCUGAAUCGUGUGUGGAUCAACGGGGAAAGAGUCGAACUUUGA
Messenger RNA from Guillardia theta CCMP2712, 1140 nucleotides. RefSeq lists its product as hypothetical. The coding region runs from base 1 to 1140 and encodes 379 amino acids. Lineage: Eukaryota; Cryptophyceae; Pyrenomonadales; Geminigeraceae. The record is from RefSeq and is a predicted model, not a curated record. The transcript is spliced from 7 exons.